UUUCAUUCAAUCUUUUUCUCAACAAAAUUUUCUCGAGAAAGUGAAGGAAAAUUAAGGAAAGAAAAAAAAUGGCGGGGAACGAGUGGAUUAAUGGCUACUUAGAAGCCAUAUUAGACAGUGGAGCUUCAGCCAUUAAUGAAGAUCAGAAGCAAAUAAGUAGUACUAGUACUGUGAAUUUGAGAGAGAGUAGUAAUAAUACUGGAAUUCAUUUCAAUCCGACUAAGUAUUUUGUGGAAGAGGUUGUUACAGGGGUUGAUGAAUCUGAUCUUCAUCGGACAUGGAUCAAAGUUGUUGCUACGCGCAACACGCGCGAACGAAGCUCGAGGUUGGAGAAUAUGUGUUGGCGUAUUUGGCAUCUUACGAGGAAGAAGAAACAGUUGGAAUGGGAGGAACAACAACGGCUUGCAUACCGCAGAUGGGAGCGGGAACAAGGACGAAGGGAUGCAACCGAAGACAUGUCUGAAGAAUUUUCUGAGGGAGAAAAAGGAGAUGGUAUGGGGGAGAUGGUAACUUGUGAGAUUCCGAGUAAAAAGUUUCAUCGUAACAUUUCGAACUUGGAAGUAUGGUCGGAUGAUAAAAAAGAGAAGAAACUUUAUAUUGUUCUUAUAAGUUUGCAUGGUUUGGUACGAGGAGAAAACAUGGAGCUUGGCCGAGAUUCAGAUACUGGGGGGCAGGUCAAAUACGUGGUGGAGCUUUCGAGAGCUCUUGCUAGGAUGCCCGGGGUUUACAGGGUUGAUCUCUUUACUCGUCAAAUUUCUUCUCCAGAUGUUGAUUGGAGCUAUGGUGAGCCAACAGAGAUGCUAACUACUGGAAUUGAUGAUGGUGAUGGAACUGAAGCGGGAGAGAGCAGCGGGGCAUAUAUCGUGCGGAUCCCCUUUGGUCCCCGGGACAAGUACUUGAGCAAAGAAUUACUCUGGCCUUAUAUUCAAGAGUUUGUAGAUGGAGCUCUAGCUCACAUUCUCAAUAUGUCGAAAGUUUUGGCUGAACAAAUUGGUGGAGGCCAACCAAUUUGGCCUUAUGUGAUACACGGGCACUAUGCAGAUGCAGGGGAUAGCGCUGCUCUUCUUUCGGGUGCUUUAAAUGUUCCAAUGGUUUUAACUGGACACUCGCUUGGGAGGAAUAAGCUUGAACAGCUUCUCAAGCAAGGCCGCCAAUCAAAGGAGGAUAUCAAUUCAACAUAUCGAAUCAUUAGAAGGAUUGAAGGAGAAGAGCUAGCACUUGAUGCUGCAGAACUUGUUAUUACUAGUACUAAACAAGAGAUUGAAGAACAAUGGGGACUUUAUGAUGGCUUCAAUGUAAGGCUUGAGAAAGUGUUGCGUGCUCGAGCUAGACGAGGGGUCAAUUGCUAUGGGAGAUUUAUGCCAAGGAUGGUGGUUAUUCCUCCUGGCAUGGAUUUCAGCAAUGUUGUAACCCAAGACGACGGUCCUGAAGUUGAUGGAGAACUUACACAACUUACCGGUGGUAUAGACGAAUCUUCACCGAAAACAAUUCCACAAAUAUGUUCAGAAGUUAUGCGGUUUCUUACAAACCCGCAUAAACCAAUGAUCUUGGCCUUAUCAAGGCCAGAUCCCAAGAAGAAUUUAACUACUCUUUUGAAGGCCUUCGGUGAAUGUCGUCCGUUAAGAGAGCUGGCUAAUCUUACACUGAUUAUGGGGAAUAGAGAUGAUAUUGAUGAGAUGUCUGGUGGAAAUGCUAGUGUUCUUACCACAGUGUUGAAAUUAAUCGACAAAUAUGAUCUAUAUGGGCAAGUAGCCUAUCCAAAGCAUCAUAAACAAUCUGAUGUACCUGAUAUAUACCGACUUGCAGCAAAGACAAAGGGAGUUUUCAUAAAUCCAGCAUUAGUGGAACCUUUUGGACUUACUUUGAUUGAGGCAGCCGCGCAUGGGCUACCGAUGGUGGCUACUAAAAACGGUGGACCGGUGGACAUUCAUCGGGCUCUGCAUAAUGGUUUGCUAGUGGAUCCCCAUGAUCAACAAGAAAUUGCUGAUGCAUUGCUGAAGUUGUUAUCAGAGAAAAACUUAUGGCAUGACUGUAGAAAGAAUGGUUGGAAGAACAUACACCUUUUCUCGUGGCCAGAACACUGUCGUACUUACCUAACUCGGGUGGCAGCCUGUCGUAUGAGACACCCACAAUGGCAAACCGACACCCCGGGUGAUGAGAUAGACGAGGAAGAGUCUUUCAAUGACUCGCUCAUUGAUGUUCAAGACAUGUCACUUAGGCUGUCGGUUGAUGGAGAAAAGAAUUCGUUGAAUGGAUCUUUAGAUUCGUCUUCUGCUAUUGCUGACCCCGAGCUUCAUGAUCAAGUGAACAAGGUGUUAAGCAAGAUAAAGAAACCGAAAUCAAGUGAUGAUAAUGGCAAUGCCAUGACAAAGCAUCUUGAGUAUGUGCCGAGCAAGUAUCCCAUGUUAAGGUGGAGGCGUAAAUUGAUGGUUAUAGCACUUGAUUGCUAUGAAAGCAAUGGAGAUCCUGACAAAAACAUGAUUACUAUUGUGAAAGAGAUCAUGAAAGCUGUAAGGUUAGACACUCAAGUUGCUAGAGUUUCGGGUUUUGCUUUAUCAACAGCUAUGUCGGUAUCAGAAACAAUAGAAUUCUUGAAGAUGGGGAAGAUUCAGGUGAAUGAAUUUGAUGUAUUGAUUUGUAGUAGCGGAAGUGAAAUAUACUAUCCCGGUACUUACAUCGAAGAAGAUGGAAAGCUUUUCCCCGAUCCAGACUACGAAUCGCAUAUUGACUACCGUUGGGGAUGUGAAGGUUUGAAGAAAACCGUUUGGAAGUUGUUGAAUACUGUUGAAGGGAAUGAAAAUUCAGAUCAAUCUUAUUGUUCCAUUGAGGAAGAUUCAAAAUCAACCAAUUCACACUGCAUUUCCUACCUAAUAAAGGAUCCUAGUAAGGUAAUGAAAGUACAUGAUUUGAGACAGAAAUUUAGGAUGCGAGGAAUUCGCUGUCAUCCUAUGUAUUGCAGGAACUCAACGAGAAUGCACGCUAUUCCUCUACUUGCGUCUCGAGCCCAGGCCCUAAGGUAUCUGUUUGUGCGUUGGAAAUUAAAUGUGGCAAACAUGUUUGUAUUCCUUGGCGAAAGCGGAGACACCGAUUACGAAGAGAUGAUAUCCGGCGCUCAUAAAACUAUAAUUAUGAAAGGAGUAGUUAUUAAGGGUUCAGAAGAGCUACUAAGAACAUCUGGAAGUUAUCUGAAAGAUGAUAUAAUUCCGCCCGAAACUCCACUCAUCACCUUCGUUGAUGGUGAAGCAUCAGCAGAUGAGAUUUUUAGUGCUCUAAAGAAUCUAUCCAAAUCUGUCGUUGUAAUGUGAGAUGUCACGCUAAUAUAUUUAUAUAUCUAUAUAUGUUCCUUUGUUAAAUAUUAUGUUUGAUUUUUUUUACUUAUUGGAAAAAUAAAUUACUUUCUUUUUGUAAUUUUUUUCAUUAGACAUUUUAUUAAUAAAAAUCAAAUAGCAUCAAUCUCAAGCA
This is a messenger RNA of Cannabis sativa, 3462 nucleotides long. RefSeq names its product probable sucrose-phosphate synthase 3. NCBI's taxonomy places the organism in Eukaryota, Viridiplantae, Streptophyta, Magnoliopsida, Rosales, Cannabaceae. The coding region runs from base 69 to 3305 and encodes 1078 amino acids. The transcript is spliced from 12 exons. Gene Ontology annotation, biological process: sucrose metabolic process. The record is from RefSeq and is a predicted model, not a curated record. Gene Ontology annotation, molecular function: sucrose-phosphate synthase activity; sucrose synthase activity.